Molecule: messenger RNA, 5107 nt
Organism: Oncorhynchus mykiss (rainbow trout)
Lineage: Eukaryota; Metazoa; Chordata; Actinopteri; Salmoniformes; Salmonidae
Gene: vasnb
Product: vasorin b
Molecular function (GO): protein binding
Source: RefSeq, a predicted model, not a curated record
CUCGAGUCGCCCCUCCCAUUCUCGUUAAAACUCUCCGUUCCAUUCGCCAAUAAAGCGCUUUUGUCUUGGGGUCGGGAAGCUUAUGGGCUCUCGCCGGACACUUGAAGCGCAUUCCUCGACGUGGAGCUUUCAACCACUCGCUAGACACCGGUGGCUGAAGAGUUUUAAUGUAUUUUAAUAACUUUAUGCUGUUGCACAGUUUCGGGGACUUUUGACAGAGUGCCCCACGGACGACUAAAGGAUUUCCAGCUGUUUACUUGUUCUACGUGGGUCCUCUUGGAUAAAAAUAUUAUGUAGCACACAUUUCUGAGUACGCCGCAACUCAAACUUUACGCAGGGAACAGAACCGAUAGAGGGGACACCACCACCACCCCAGUCAAAGUGAAGUGAAACAGGAGGAGGCAUCUUGUUGAGUGGGCUGAGAGAGGAGACAGAGUGACUUCAGUGGCACCAUGAAGGCCUUCUUCCUCCCUCCGCUGACGCCCUUCCUCCUUCUCCUCUUGCUCCGGCUCCCUGGCAGGACUCUGGCCAGCGACUGUCCCCAGGACUGCACCUGCUCCACCCCAGAAUCCAUCUUCUGUUUCCAGCGCCGCUCUGCCACCAUACCCCAAGGCGUCCCGGAACCCACCAAGAACCUCUACCUCUUCGCCAACGGCAUCGAGACCCUGGCGGAGGAAGACUUUGUGGGCAUGGAGAGCCUGGAGAUGCUGGAUCUGAGUCAGAACAAAGUCACGGUACUGCCUGACCGGGUGUUUGAGCCUCUGACUUCCCUGAGGAACUUGGACCUCUCAGCCAACCAGAUCACCCAUCUGUCAGAGGAGAGCUUUGCGGGCAUGUCCCUACUGGAGAGGCUGUACCUCUACAGCAACCACAUCCGGACUAUACACCCUGCCGCCUUCCACGGCCUGGAGCAGCUGCUGGAGCUCAAGCUGCAGGGAAACCAGCUCACCUCGCUCCCCGCCCUAGCCAUGCCCAGACUGCUGCUGCUGGACCUCCGCUUCAACACCCUCCCAUCCCUGGGGUCAGCCGACCUCCAGAUGCCCAACCUGGAGUCUCUGAAGCUGGCCGGCCUGGGCCUCGAAAGCCUGAACGAGGACCUGAUGGCCAGCCUGGGGAACCUCCACGAACUGGACAUCUCUGGCAACGAGCUGGGCUCCUUCCCCCUGGCGCUGAGGGAGACCCAGGGCCUGAUCUACCUGAGCCUGGCCGGGAACCCCAUGGGCCCACUGAAGCUGGAGGACCUGAAGAACCUGAGCGAGCUCCAGGAGUUGGACAUCAGCAACCUGAGUCUGCAGGGCUUGCCUGACGGGUUCGCACAGCUUUUCCCUCACCUGACUAAGCUGACAGUGGCCGAGAACCCUUUCAACUGCCUGUGCACCCUGGCCUGGUUUCCUGGGUGGCUCAGGAACCAGGGGGUGACUCUGGGCAGGACGGAGGAGACCCGCUGCCACUUCCCUCCCCUCAACGCUGGGAAGGUGCUGGAGAGGUUGGAGCACAGGGAGUUUGGCUGCCCCACCACCACUACUGUCACCGCUAGCACAGUCAGAACCAGCACCACCAUGCCCCCCCCAGUCACCACCCUGCCUAGCACCUCCCCAGCCAUCCCUGCACCCGGGCCCAGUGAGGAGGACAACUCAACUGGGACAGACAGCCAGCCCCCGCUCCCUGACCCUGCCUCUCCCAGCAGCAGCAGCCAAGACCCAGAGGUGGACUUCUUAUGCCCCUCCCAGACCUGCUUGAAUGGGGGCACCUGUCGGCUGGACGGGCAAGGCCAUCUGGAGUGCACCUGCCCUCGUGGCUUCUACGGCACCUAUUGCGAGAACCGCCACCACUCCCACCCCCCUCCGGAUCAGGACCACAAUGACAACAACAAUUACAUUUCCGCGGCAACUGUCACCGCCGAUGCCCCCGACAUCAGCUCGCGCCUGGUGACCAGCUCCUCCAUCCUGCUGGACCUGCACCGCUACAUCAAGGUCCGGCCCUACAUCCGCGGCAUCCGUCUAACAUACCGCAACCUGUCGGGGCCCGACCGGCGUCCCAUGCAGCUCAGCGUGCCCGCUUCCUACCCGGAGUACACCCUGAGGGGGCUGCGGCCCAACUCCACCUACACAGUGUGCGCCAGCCCGCUGGGCGACCUCAGCGGUGGGGACAGCGUCUGCACGGUGGCCCACACAGCGGCCCAGCAGCACACUGCCACAGGGAGGCAGGUGGAGGACAAGAGGCUGACCACCAUGCUGGUGCCGGCUCUGGCCAUACUGCUGCUCCUAGUCCUGAUUGCAGCCACCGUGGGGAUGGUGUGCUACAUAAGGAGGAAACGGGCCAAGGGCCACCUGGAUCUGGAGUGUGAGCCAGCCCAGCUGGAGCUGGAGGGACUCAAGGCUGGUUCCAACGUUGGAGGGGUGAUGCCCCAAAAGCAGCCGGAGCCGGCUGUGGUUCAAAAUGGCGGCCUGGAGUACGAGGUGCUGCUAAUACAGGAUCAUUGCUCGCCGAACAACAACAUGGCUCUCUCUCAUAAGCCCUCUUAUUUCUGACGCCCAUCUCUGUUGCUACUCAGACCCAGAGGGUCAGACUAAAUACCUCUAGCUACUCCUUACCUCAAGGACUAGACACCAGCUAGAGUUGUUGGUGACAGUGGAGGAGAAAGAGAGGACCGGCUAGCCAUGUGUCAGCAAUUGAGAAACAGAACAAAUAUUAAACCGUGCAGACAUUAAAAUAUGUUUGAAAGGAUUAUUUGAAAAUAAGGGAGCCUUUUAAAGUGCCUUUAUUCUUAUUUCCACACCUCCUGCUUUGUUUCUACAUUCACAUUGCUGGACUGGCGCCCCGCGGCUCGCUACUGAGUGUGCCCACUCUCCACAGCAGGUCAAAGGUCAAGCGAGACUGGGCCAGGCAGAGAGACAUCAGGGUAGUGACCUAAUCCCUGCUGUGUCUACUCUAAAAUGGGGUCUGCACUGAAAUGGGGGUGUAUUGCUGUGCACCCCUUGUGAUACCUGAACUAUGUAAAAAGAGUAUAAGCAAUUAUUUUGCGCCGUAGCACCUCAGCACUACCCCAGUGGCACUUGCUGUGAAUGACAUCCGAGUCACCAAAUGAAGAGAACUUUUGUCAGUAAUUGAAAAGCAAGGUGCCUGACAUUUAUCAUGCUUUGUUUCGGCUCUAUUGCUUAGUGAAAUUGUCAUUUUUUUGUUGUGUUUGUAAAUGUUUUUAUACUCUUGCUGUUGUUGUUCUGUAAGUAUGUGACUGUUACCACCCUUCAUCCCCCCUUAACUGCUUGUGAUUUAACAGACAGAUUAAACCCCAGAUUCAAAUCUUUGAAGAUUAAAACUUGUUUGUACCAGCGAAGUCAAUCAAAGGCUUUACCCUACGAAUGUCAGACAGUCUGAGCAGCUGUAAGUCUCGUACUAAAUCCCCUCUCCAUUCUCUGGCCCUCAACCCCGCCCCCCACACAAAAAGCACCGAUAAACAGUUUCAGUUGGCUGAAACCUUAACAUUUGUUUCUGUGCUGCAGCGAACUUCAAGCAUCCCCUGAGCCUGCCUCAGAUCAACCACACACACAUGAUUACCACAGAGAGGAGAAGGGGGGAAAAUAAACAGUUAAUUUCUAAAGGCUUUAUUCAUUGUUUAUGUCCCCAAGAGGGAACACAGUUACUUCAGUAAACCGCAAUUCAAAAGAACGCACUUGUUAGCCUAGCUUAGCCUAGCUUAGCCUAGCUUAGCCUAGCUUAGCCUAGCUUAGCCUAGCCUCAGAGAGAGAUGCUUGUGGAUUUCCCAGAAUUAGCCUCUAUGGUGCUUUGUUGUGCACCAUUAACUGGUCUUUGGAAAAAGAGGAUCCCACGUCUUGCUCACUUGCAGCCAAGCAGACUAUGAAAAGUCCAAGCGUAGCAUAUAGUUGAAGGUUUUAUAUGGGCUCUGUCUGGGACGAGGGACAUUGAGGAAAAAAUGUGUACACCAAACUAGAAUAUGCUGAAACACCAGUGUUGAGAUUCAAAUCUCAGAAUGUGAAAACAGUCUUAAGUAACUUUUAUGUGUCUGGCGCUAACCUGCCUGCCCCCGAUGAGGAUCUCAGUGCCGACUACAGUAUGAAGAUCUCUAUCGGUAAACAGAUCAGUGAUAAUGUGGAAGCAUGUCCCGUCUUGUGCACAGAGAGGCAGACAUCAAGUCACUGUCAUGCUUCAGUAGUACUGUAUCCACCACUAAACACACACACACCGCACACACAUAUGCCCACCUACUCCAUCCACUACAUUUAAAGACAUUCUCCAGUACUUUUGUAUAGUUUUUAGCCAGUAGUUCUGAAAGUAGCAUUCAUGAGACAAAAGUGGUCCCUGUGUACUACGUUGCGUGUACUACGUGGAGAUAUGUGCCCCACAUAAUUUAUCUUUCUCAUUCUGCAUCUAGCUAGCUAACGCUCAAAUGGCAAGGGGCUAAAGCUCAUUGGCUAGAACUUGAAUUGCUAGGGGGAAAAUGUAGAGAAAAUGGAGCAGCACAGCUUCGAGAAAAAGUUCCUUUUAAACUAGGCAUUAAAUGGCUAAUUGAGGUAAGACAGUAAUUCUGUGAAUAGAGUAUGCAUUUUUAACUACAUAUUGACACAUCCAGCCCAAAGUGGGAGGUUUAACAAAUACUUAGCAGUCACUAAAGUUCCAGAGCAUGUAUUUAAACCUCCUGAAAUGGGCAUGUCAAGACAAGGGUCCCCUCUUCUAACAUGCCUAGUGACCAGGCGGUGUACAUUAUGACAAUUAUUUUAGUGAAAACAACACAGGAGAUUAAGAUUGGAAGUAAGGGUUGGUGGAUGCUGUCUACCACUAAAUCUUAUACCAUCUAAACAAAUACUUAGGCCUCAAUAUUUAACACUUAAAAUGACAUCUGUUUAAAGUGUGUAAAACUACCAAAAAACUUAACUGGAAUACUUGGUUUUACAAUACAAAAAACAUUGAAAAUAUCCAGAAAUAUUUUUGAUAUUAUUCCUAUUUUCCCUGUUUAUUUUGGGAAGCUUUCGUUGUUAUUGUUCAUCUCUUUCCAUGUCCUUUUGAAUUAAGUGAACAUAUUUUUAUGAGCAAAAAACCACAAUGUUGACAUUAUUAAAAAAGUUUAAAUAAAAACUGAAAACAAACA